GAGUGCCUGUAGAUUUAUUGAUUUUUAGGAUCUGAAGUGUGUAGGACAUUUUGACAUUUGACGGAAAAGUUGCUUUCGUGGACGUUUAAAAGAAAUAAAAAUGGAAGAACAAGUUACAGAAAACGAAGAAAAGAAAGAGGAAGGGGCAACUACAAUUACUCGGGAGUUUAGCCGAGAUGCUCCACCAAUUUUACAUCUUCUUGUCGUUGGUUUUCAUCAUAAAAAGGGAUGUCAGGUUGAGUACUCAUAUCCUCCUCUCUGCCCAAGCUCUCCUUCCGAAUCUCACGAAUGCCCAGAAGCAUGGAAAAAUCUACCCUCUCUAGCAAUGCCAGAUGGAUCGCACAAUUUUGUUGAAGACACUGUUUAUUUCCAUCUUCCGUCUUUGACACAUCCAGGCAAGACAGUUUAUGGGGUCUCAUCCUACCGCCAAAUUGAAGCAAAGAUGCUCUCUAAGAAAACAGCGGACAUAACCCGAAGCACUGUGCAGAAAGCUGUGUGUGUUCUUUCUAACCUUCCUUUGUAUGGCCACAUUCAAGUCAAAAUGGGACUUAUCACAGAGGCCUAUUUCCGUGAAGGAGAUUUUACUCAAUUUAUGCUACUCCAUGAUGCAUACAACAACCUGAAUAUGUGUCUCAAUCCUGACCUAUUAAAUUCUACUCAAGCAAUUAUUGGGUUACCACUACGUGAGAUGCUGGAGAGGUUCGGGCACAAAGUAGUGCAGCUUUUCAAACUGAUCCUGCUGCAAAAACGAGUCCUCUUCUUUCACUCACCAGUAAGACCUUUGUCCACAUCCAUUCUGGCGAUGCUUGCGCUUUUCCCUGGCGUAGUUGAAACGGGAUUGGACAAUUGCACCGCCUUAGCUAGUCAGACCGAUUCAAUCAUCGUUGAAACAGUAGAAGUACCCAAACGGUUUAUUCCUUCACCGGAAGAAUCUGGUAUUUUGGCAACUGAAAAUCAGUCUGGUGUUUAUAAUGGACUGACAGAAAAAUUAUCUUCUUGGAAAGAUAAAUUAGCUAUGGUUACCAAACCAGCUAGUAGUCCCACAGUUGAUGCUACCGACGAUAGCAAAGUAAGCCGAGAAAGUAGCUUCGAAGAUCUUCAAGCCCCCACUGCACAAGAAAUGGAAAACGAAAAAUCAGGCCGUAUUUCUCCUUCACUCGUAGCCGGUCUGCCUAAUGAAGCUUGCGGGCUGCCUCUUCAACUUUUCGGAAAUGGUUAUUUGUGUCACCCCUAUUUAUCUUUGUCGUAUUUGGACCUCUUGAGCGAGCCGAAUAUCCAUGGCUACAUUGUUGGCGCUACCAAUGUCCUGUUUAAGCAGAAAAAAACUCUCUUUGAUGCUAUUAUUGAGUUGGAGUCGGGCCGUAUCGACAUUUCUGAUCCUGAACUGCGUCGACAGCUGGAAUUAACCAAAGAAGACAUGCGAUUUGCAGACAACAUUGUCCGUCUCGUCAUACAAGACCGAACUAAUAACACGUUUUUGGACGGUGUUGGAUGGGAAGGCGGUGACGAAUGGCUGCGGGCCGAGUUCAAAACGUACCUACUAUUUAUGCUGCGGACGUCUCUUUUGGAUGAAGGAUGCAAGUACGUAGAUGAAUUCAACCCAGCAUUUAUCCAAGCCUGGAAAACCACAAACAACUAUGCAAAAUGGUUGGAAAGUCCACAUCCUGCUGUUUUGGAGCUCCAUCCUGGUCAUAUGUUUUCUGGGCAGCUAUCGAUGUCAGAUGUCAAACUUAAAAUCACCCAAAUUACUCAAACGAUGCAAAAUACGGAAAAGGGUCGUAAGAUUUCCAAUGCUGCUGCCAGUACCAGUCGGGCAGUAGCCCAGACCAGCAAAGCUGUUGGAGGAGCUAUAUCUCAAGCGAAAGGAGCACUUUCCAGCUGGUGGAGCACAUUCCAGCACCAGCCGGCCGAAGCAGCUGAGGAAGCCGAUGAAACUCUAGGACCGAAUGGAAUGAGAAUGUCUGACAUUGAUUUGACAGAAUGAUUGCAAGAAAGAUAAAGAACUAGCGGAAAAAUGCGUAGCUUUAAAUUAUUGUGGUUUCGUAACAUAAUUCAAUACUAGGUUGUUUGCGCACAGCGUGCUAGUCAAAUGUUUCAUUGACGUCGAGAGAAAAAAAUCGAAGUCGUUGGUUUGUUGUGUUUUCCGUUGUUGUCCUAUCCAUUUCGGUUUGCGUUCACUUAUUUGCAUGCGUGUAUACUCAGCUUGCAGUUGCAAUUUAAUUUUGUGUUCUGUUUUCUUUACUACGGUGACGAGUCCUUUUUUUUUAUUAAAACAUUCCAUUUUCAAUUUUUUCCAUGUUUGUGUGACACGAUUGGAAUAGCUCUCAAACAAAUGCGGCUCGGUACAGGAGAACAUGUUGGCAAUGAUUAUAGCCAAGCAAUCCUAUAUCCUUUCGCGUUCUGAAAUAGGAGAAACGAAAGUUUCAGUCAUAGCUUGAGUAUUGUAGAUAUAUAAACUCACUUUGCAUUUUGUUAAUUCAGUAGUCCAUGGAUUGAUAUGUACUGUUAACCGGAGGCUAAAUAAUAAACGGAGCCCAAAUGAAACCUA
Molecule: messenger RNA, 2548 nt
Organism: Daphnia carinata
Lineage: Eukaryota; Metazoa; Arthropoda; Branchiopoda; Diplostraca; Daphniidae
Product: late secretory pathway protein AVL9 homolog
Exons: 9
Coding region: 101-1984 (627 amino acids)
Cellular component (GO): cytoplasm
Source: RefSeq, a predicted model, not a curated record